AUGAUACAAGAAAAUAAUUCAACAGAUAGUACCAGCGCGAAAAAUGUUUUCCUUACGUCACUUAUCUCAGGUGCUUUUGCGGGAACCAUUUGUGAAUUUGUAUCAUUUCCUCUGGAUACACUUAAGACACGAUUACAAAGCCAACAUGGUUUCAUGAGAUCUGGAGGUUUUAAUCAAUUGUACAAGGGUUUAAGUCCUAUGCUGAUAGGAUCUGCCCCAUCAGCUUCUUUAUUUUUUAUAACUUAUGAAGGAAUAAAACUAGUAUUUCUACCUUCUAUACCUGAGCAGUAUCAUACAUUUAUACAUAUGACAGCAGCAUCUGUGGGAGAAAUGGUGGCAUGUUUAAUUCGAGUCCCAGUAGAAGUAUUGAAACAAAGAAGACAAGCACUUCUACCAGAUAUUCAUAGAUUGCCACUGAGAACUUUGUACCGUGGCUAUGGAAGUACUGUGAUAAGAGAUUUACCAUUUGGUGUCAUUCAAAUGCCACUUUGGGAGUAUUUUAAACUUUGUUGGAAAAGAAAUAAAAAUUGUGAAUGCACUCCGGUAGAGGGUGCCAUUUGCGGAUCGGUAUCAGUGGGUAUAUCUGCAAUCAUAACGACACCUUUAGAUGUUGCUAAAACUAGAAUAAUGUUAUCAAAUACAACAGUGGAGAAAGAUGAAAUAAAAGUAUUCAUAAUGUUAAAGAACGUUUACCAGGAAUCCGGCUUCAGAGGGCUUUUUGCAGGCUUUCUACCAAGAGUUAGUGGGUUUACCAUUAGCGGAUUCAUUUUUUUCGGUGUUUACGAGAAAGUUAGACAAAUUUGUAUUUCAAUUUUACCACCAAAAUGAUAUACAGGACAUAUAAAUUCAUGUGUAGUUGAAUACAUAGAAUUCGAAUCUAAUUAUAGAAUUAGAGUCCAAUUACAUUAGGAAUUAAAAAUAAAAACAGAAAGUGAGGCAAAGAAUACAAAGAGAAUGGGG
Messenger RNA from Habropoda laboriosa, 960 nucleotides. RefSeq names its product S-adenosylmethionine mitochondrial carrier protein-like. The transcript has 7 exons. Gene Ontology annotation, molecular function: S-adenosyl-L-methionine transmembrane transporter activity. The record is from RefSeq and is a predicted model, not a curated record. Gene Ontology annotation, cellular component: mitochondrial inner membrane. Lineage: Eukaryota; Metazoa; Arthropoda; Insecta; Hymenoptera; Apidae. Bases 1 to 828 code for a protein of 275 amino acids.